Messenger RNA from Paramecium octaurelia, 598 nucleotides. The record is from the annotation of a GenBank genome assembly. Lineage: Eukaryota; Ciliophora; Oligohymenophorea; Peniculida; Parameciidae.
AUGAAACUAUAUCUUAAUAAAUUACUUGUGUUAAUUGUAGAAUUUAUAAUACAUUUAUUCAAUCAGAAUAAAAUUAAAACAGCCAAAAUAAAAUAUUGGAAUGUUGAUUAAAAAAUGUUAAUCAAUGUUUCAGAAAUUAUUGAGGAAUUUAUUUUUUAUAGUUUUAUGUCAAAAUGGAGAUCAAAAAUAGAGGAACCAAUCAAGGAUUUAAGGAAGCGUACUACAGUUAAUAAGGUAUUGCCAAGAGGGUAUUAUAUGUUGAUGAGAAUAGUUUUAUAGAGAUAAAUACGAAAUCUAAAUGUUAAAAUAUCAUUACAAAGAAUAAGAAAUAUCGUAUUGAUAAAUAAGAGAUAGAACAACCAAUUGUAAAUGUAGAACUAAAUCCCUUUGAGAAAUUAAUUAAUAUAAAUAUGUAAAUAGAAUAAUGUUUAAGUGAAAAAUUUAAUUUUAUUAGAGUUGUUAUCAGAUUCAGAAGUAAUAUAGAGUAGUAUGGCAAUAUAAAUCGGUAAUUUGGAAGAGUAGAUAUAUAAGUUGACUGAGGAUUGAGUAUAUGCCGAAAAUGCUGAAGUUUACAGAGUUCAGAAAAACAAUAAGAAAU